Messenger RNA from Melanotaenia boesemani (Boeseman's rainbowfish), 3507 nucleotides. Its product is annotated as F-box/LRR-repeat protein 7. Bases 1432 to 2913 code for a protein of 493 amino acids. Gene Ontology annotation, cellular component: SCF ubiquitin ligase complex. The record is from RefSeq and is a predicted model, not a curated record. Gene Ontology annotation, molecular function: protein binding. Gene Ontology annotation, biological process: SCF-dependent proteasomal ubiquitin-dependent protein catabolic process. Lineage: Eukaryota; Metazoa; Chordata; Actinopteri; Atheriniformes; Melanotaeniidae. The transcript is spliced from 4 exons.
UGUGUGCUGCACAAUAGCUCUUGUCAUUUUGAGAUGCUGAUGUGUAACUGGAGUUUGUAUUUGUCUCUCUGUGCAUUCCAGUGAGGCAGAGAUUGCUGGCUGUAAAGGUCUGAGGUUUGGCAUUUGACCUGAGACAGCCAGGAGCCCAGUUCCUUGGUACCACGUACUCAAACUAAACACUGUUUUAAGUGCAUUCUUGAUGGUUCAUCAGCAAAAACACAUAAAAUUUUAGAAAUAGAAAACUAUUACAGGCCUUAACUAGUCAUGUAAUGUUUCUCUUUGAGAAAAAAAGUUGUUAUAAUAAAGAAGUGACAUUUGGUGUUCAGGGAGCUGAAUACCUCUGCAGAAUGGAAACUUUGCAAGAAGAAUCUCUUGAUUACUGCUGAGGGUAGCUGUGCUUUUUCUGGAUGCCAGCCAAGACAUCUACCAAUAUAGAACAAAUGACUGGUCUGUACAGUAGUAGAAACAUUUUCACUAUCUAAUGUUGAAGGAGGGAAUCCAGAUCUUUGCAGGCAAUUAGUGCAGAGCUUUUAAAAGUGUGCAGUAUGGAGAGGGAUUUAACACAUAUUCAGAAUAUUUGGUCAACUGUCAACAGCAGACAACUGGCUUUGGCUGGGGACUUUACUUCCACAUAUCCAGUGACCUGUAUGACUGCUAUUCAUAGAACCAUUCCUACAUGUGGUUUAGUUCUCUUCUUUCACGGGGGCUUUAUUCUCCGAAUAUUUGGGAGAUUAUGUGUCCUUAGUUUGGAUUGGUUCAGAAGAAGUCCAUAAAAACGACACCUGGUGGCAUUAGAUUUAAAUAUUUAUGAGGUAUAUAAUAACUUCUUUGGGUACUGCCUUCUUAUGAGCAUAUAAUUCUGUGAACCAAAUUCACCGCAACAAUGCUUUGUCAUUUGGUGUUAUGUCAGCAUUUCAGAGUCAUAAUCUUGGACUCCUUUGAAUCUUUUUUCUUUCGUUUUGUUUUUCCUUUGACAUUUGCAUCGCUCUCUGGUCUGCGGUCUCUUUAAAUCCAAAUCCAGUGGACGGGAGUUGUGCGUCCUCACAAAGUUGCCUGCCCGCACUCAGCCUGAUAAACAGCUGCUUACCAUUUAGGGAACUUCUCCCAAGUUUUUCUCCGACCUCCUCGAAAUCGUUUUGUGUGUACGUGUGUGUGUGUGUGUGUGUGUGUGUGUGUGUUCACCGCUCAGAGCCUGCGGAUGUUCACAUAGUCUGCACCGCUGGAUGCACAAGUCUGGAUUCUAGGUUUGCGUAAUGCUCAGGCGUCCUCUGUUAAACAUCUGGAUUAACUAUUUGAAGUCAGAGCUAACGGGCCCUGCGCAAAUCUCCGCCUGCGUAGCCCAUCUUUAUGGACAGACGGUUUUUUUUUCUUUUACACCAGAGUUCAUCUUGAUAACCCGAGUUUUUGCGCAUAGAUUAUGUAUUCUUUAAAAUGGGUGCGAACAAUGGAAAACAAUAUGGGAGCGAGGGUAAAGGGAGCUCAAGCAUCUCCUCUGACAUAAGUUCGAGCACGGAUCACACACCAACUAAAGCUCCGAAGAAUGUGGCUACCACUGAAGGUUUGGAGAACAGCACAAGAACCCUGAGCACCCCCAGCCCAGGUCUGAUCCUUCCAUCCAAAUCCUCCUCCCUCUCUUCACCCGCUCUCUCCAGUAACGGCCAUGAGACCAACUCCUCCUCCUCAUCCUCUACCCCCGCCGAGACCGUGGCCGUGAUCCACCCCCAGCCAGGUGGCCACACUCGCUCCAGGCCAUCAAAAAGCCACCACCACUCCCCCAUUGACCUCCUCCCUGACCACACCCUCCUUCAGAUCUUCUCUCACCUUCCGACCAACCAGCUCUGCCGCUGUGCGCGUGUUUGCCGGCGCUGGUACAACCUGGCAUGGGACCCGAGGCUGUGGAGCACCGUCCGGCUUACGGGAGAGCUGCUUCACGCCGACCGUGCCAUCAGGGUCCUUACCCACCGGCUGUGCCAGGACACUCCCAACGUGUGUCUGACAUUGGAGACGGUGGUCAUCAACGGCUGCAAGAGGCUCACCGACCGGGGACUGCACGUGGUGGCGCAGUGCUGCCCUGAGCUACGGCGCCUGGAGGUUGCCGGCUGUUAUAAUAUCUCAAACGAAGCUGUGUUUGAGGUGGUGUCCCGUUGCCCCAACCUGGAGCACCUGAACCUUUCAGGCUGCUCCAAGGUGACAUGCAUCAGCCUUACCCAGGAGGCCUCACUCCAGCUGUCCCCCAUGCAUGGCCAGCAGAUCUCCAUUCACUACUUGGACAUGACCGAUUGCUUUUCACUCGAGGACGAGGGUUUGCGAACUAUCGCUUCCCACUGCCCUCGCCUCACACACCUCUAUUUGCGCCGCUGCACCAGACUAACAGAUGAAGCCUUGCGCCACUUGGCUCUCCACUGCCCCUCAAUAAGGGAGCUGAGUCUCAGUGACUGCCGCCUGGUGGGGGAUUUCGGCCUGCGUGAAGUCGCCCGACUGGAGGGUUGCCUGCGCUACCUGAGCGUUGCCCACUGCACCCGCAUCACAGACGUGGGCAUGCGUUAUGUGGCUCGCUACUGCCCGAGACUGCGGUACCUUAACGCAAGGGGCUGCGAGGGGCUCACAGAUCACGGCUUGGGUCACUUGGCCAGGAGUUGCCCCAAACUCAAGUCUCUUGAUGUGGGUAAAUGCCCACUGGUGUCAGACAGCGGGCUGGAGCAGCUGGCCAUGUACUGCCAAGGCCUGAGGCGAGUCAGCCUCAGGGCCUGCGAGAGCGUGACGGGCAGAGGACUCAAAGCUCUGGCAGCCAACUGCUGCGAGCUGCAGCUUCUCAACGUGCAGGACUGCGAGGUGUCGCCGGAGGCUCUGCGGUUUGUCAGACGCCACUGCAGGCGCUGCGUCAUCGAGCACACAAACCCGGCUUUCUACUGAGACGGGGGAUUUUGUGGACUGGUCCUCUGACAAGUGGAUGUUGUAAUAUUCCUGUUAAGGUGUUGGCAGAGUUCAGCGGCUUAUGUGUCAGAACUGGUUGGAACCUGGGGUGCAAUACUGGCCAGAAUUUCUGUUUAAAUCCGCUCAGAAAAUACUUCAACAGAAUGUGUUUAACAUAUUUAUCUGUAAAAAGGCAAAGAAGUACAGUAUUUCAGUAUUAUCUUCUCCCACAGCAUCAGAAUUUGCAUUGUAACACCAUUCUACAACACAGAGCACUGGGUACAAUUGUGUUAGCAUUUUGAAGCUUUGUAAUAUAUAUUAUUUUUAAAGCCAUCAUCAGCUAAAGGCCCUGAAACAUAAUCACUAUCAUGCAUUACUCCAGCUAUUUAUAAACAGCAAGUAUCAUCUGACUAAAUCACCGAGAAUGUAGCAACAAAGCAGCAACAAAGCAGAUGUGGUGAUUUUAAAACACUCGUUUUCACUUUGUGUUGUGUGCAUACGCACUUUAUGCAACUGUACUGACAAUCACUUCAACUGAGCUCCAAGUGUCAUGUCUCACAUUACAUUUGCUUGUAUUAAAGAUUAUAAUUAUUA